This is a messenger RNA of Tachysurus fulvidraco (yellow catfish), 2137 nucleotides long. RefSeq names its product GrpE-like 2, mitochondrial (gene grpel2). The transcript is spliced from 4 exons. Gene Ontology annotation, biological process: protein import into mitochondrial matrix; protein folding. Gene Ontology annotation, molecular function: adenyl-nucleotide exchange factor activity; protein homodimerization activity; protein-folding chaperone binding. The record is from RefSeq and is a predicted model, not a curated record. NCBI's taxonomy places the organism in Eukaryota, Metazoa, Chordata, Actinopteri, Siluriformes, Bagridae. Gene Ontology annotation, cellular component: PAM complex, Tim23 associated import motor. The coding region runs from base 79 to 723 and encodes 214 amino acids.
GCACUACUUAGUGUGUGAAUGAGACACAGCCGCCAACUCAGCUCCUGAUGUAACAUUAGCAAACUGAGCUCACGACAAAUGGCCGUCUGCUUUCUGUCUUUGUGUGGGAAAAAAACAAUCCAUUUAGCUACUUUACCGUCAAAACUCUGCAGAGUCAGCACUCGUAUUGGCUUCUCCAGCACUGCUGCAGAGAGGCGCACUACGGGAGACGACUGCCACAAUGAUGACGGUGAUGAUGAGCAAAGUCUCUCUGUAACACAUGUCAGGAUGUUGGAGAUGAAAGCCAACAAGCUGGAGGAGCAGGUCCGGGAUCUCACUCAACGUUACAAAAGGGCUUUGGCUGACUCUGACAACGUACGGAGAAGAACUCAGAAGUUUGUGGAGGACGCAAAGACCUUUGGGAUUCAAAGUUUCUGCCGUGACCUAGUGGAGGUGGCAGACCUGCUGGACAAAGCUGCAGGAGGCAUUAAUGUACAGGACACACAGAAUAUGACUGAAAUUACAAACAAACUGCAGCAGGUGUUUUCCAAGCAUGGGCUGGAGAAGAUGAGACCUGUGGGUGGUGCAUACGACCCGUACCAACAUCAGAUAGUGUGCCAUAUGCCAGCUGAAGGACUCGAACCUGGAAUCAUUGCCACUGUGAAGCUAGAUGGUUACACGCUGCACGGGCGCACUAUUCGCCAUGCGCAUGUGGGGAUCGCUGUAAAAACACAGGACUCUUGAUUACUUGUGAAUCAUUUUGUAUUGACUUUACUCUUGUCCUUUUUCUGCUUUCUUCCAAAUUAUUGAUCAACUACAGGAAAUUUGGGAAUAUGUUUGUGUGCAUGCAUGCACACACACACACUUAAAUAUAUAUGUAAAUAUAGCAAUUUUGCUUUGCUCUCUUAAACACUGCAUGGUAUUAACAUUUGCCUCAGAUGAUCAGAGCCCAAAUGGGAGGUGCUUAAGUACAAGAGUGACAAAAGCAUGGCCGUGAUUCAUUUCCAAUGUAACCUGGUCCGUCUCUGAUGACGUCAAAAAAAAAAAAAGAAAACGCUUAAUUUUUGGCAGGUUUGUCAUUUUCACGCUAAAGUGACCUGUUUUCUAACUACUCAGACAUGCUGUUGAUGUCCAGGUGGAUUUUCCCCCUGUUGCUUGUGCAUGUUGUUAACAACAUAUUUAUUUAAUCUCAUUAUUUCUAAUCUCUACAUUUUCAUACCAGCUAUUCAAAUCUCCUCUUGUAUGAAUGCCUUAUAUUUUCUUGCCAUUCACAAAUUGGUCCUCACAUUCACAUUGUGGUUUUUUUUUGUUUUGUUUUUUUAAUUAAAGUACAUUAUGGGACAAUUUUAGCACCUUGGUGCCAAAUUGAAUUGGGCCUGUGAUAAUUGUUCAGUUAUGUAGUUUACAAUAAGCUUUUAUUUUAAUUUAUUGCAGCUUACAAGUUUGUUUCUUGAACAUAUUGUUUUGCUACAUUUUGUAUUAUCCCUAUAUAUAUUUUUUUGUGGUUCAUUCGUUAAUUGGAACUGAAAAUAAGACAGUAUUUGUAUAUAUAUGAGGAAAAACGGCCAACCGUAGUGAAAACUGGCAUAUAUUUAUUUGUAUCUUUAUUUGAAACGUCACCCACUGGACCUUGUUUUCGGGAUAAAUUUAAUUUCCUUUUUUUUCCUCCUUGGAUUAUUAAAAUAUUAAACCCCCCUUGUUAGUAUAGCUACAAAGGCUUUGCACUAUGAUAUUUGUAUUUCAUAUAAUUUUCCCCUUCUAUAUGAUGGAAGAAGGACAAAAUGAGUAAUGUUGCUUUUUACUGUUGAACAAACUGACAAUUUGUAAACAUUUAUGGUUUUGUGCCUUAAUGGUAGAUCAGGAUUGUCAGAAUAACAAACUUUAGCAUUUCCUUGAUUAAUAAUUGUCCAGCUUUGAAAAAAUAUAGUGCACCUUACAUUGGUAUAUGAAGUACACACGAGGUACAGAGAAACCUGUUUGAUAUUUAUAUUUUAUUGUAAUCUUCAAUUUGAUGUAGUUCACAAUCCUGUGUGAAUUAGAUUUGCGCUUGAAGUUGCAUAUGGGAGAUUUGUAUUUUGUGUGCAUAUCAGUGAUGUAUGACAUGUUUAUCACUCUUUAUUUUUGUCAAAGUAAUAUUAAAAUGUAAAACAACGUGUAA